AAGUAUAGAGGGAUUCCAAUUUAUUUUGCUAAGUGUGUUAGAUCUGGCACCUGUAGUUGAUUCAACGCUUCAAUAUGAAGAAGUAUCAUAUGUUUGUGUAACAACUGAGAAGGAGCUUGAAGAUGAAUACAAUAAGUAUAAAGAUUUCUUUGUUAAGUACCAUCACGAAAACCCCACAGCAACUACUGAUUGUUAUGAAAAAUAUCUUCAAACAGUUGGCAA
Molecule: messenger RNA, 222 nt
Organism: Funneliformis caledonium
Lineage: Eukaryota; Fungi; Glomeromycota; Glomeromycetes; Glomerales; Glomeraceae
Source: the annotation of a GenBank genome assembly